AUGAAACUAGUUUUCUGUCUGUCGUUGAUUCUAUUAAUAAGCGCUGCUUAUGCUUAUUAAUCCAAAAAGGAAUACGAUAUUUUAAUGAGCAACUUUGCUUACUAAGCCAGGGAUGAUAAGAAUCUUAUGCAAUCUGUUUAAUUUUUUAUGGAAUCUUAUUUUGGAGGAUCAUCAGAUUCCAAUUCAACAAACAGCAAUUAGAAAGAUAACACUUCUUUACUUUGUAAAGGCUGUAAGCUUUUCUUUAAUUUACUUCAAGAAAUAGACUAACCUCUAGUGAGAGCAUUAGAAAAACUUUUAAACGAUGUCGCUACCAAAGAAUGCUUAGUAUCUUACCAUUAUACUGAAGAUGUUUGCAGAUAAUAUGCUCAGGAGAUGAGUCCAUUUAUUGUUGAAUCUAUUUAGUAACAUUUCUUUGAUCCUGACUAUGCAUGUCCUUUUAUCAAAGUGUGUCCUAAAGUUUAUGAAGACAUUGAUAUUGACGCUUUGGUUUAUGAUAUUAUAAAAGAAAAACCAAAAAUAACUUAAAUUAAGCAAUCUAGUGGUAAAACUUUGAAAGUGCUUUAGUUGGCUGAUGUUCAUAUCGAUUUAGAAUAUCAAGAAGGAUUUCCAACAACAUGCAAUUAUCCUAUUUGCUGCAGAAAUAAUACAUUCACUUUGAACAAAGAAGAUAGAUUCCUAUAGCAAGGUGAACUUAGUGGUUACUGGGGAACACUAGGAAUUUGUGAUUUGCCUCUAAGAACAUUUGAUUAAUUUGUUCAAUUCGUCAAGAAAAAUUUAACAGAUAUCGAUCUUGUAAUUUGGACUGGAGAUAAUGUAGGUCAUGAUGAAGAAAAUUCAGAAAUAAACAGAAACUUUAACAUAACAAAAUUAGUCACUGAAAAACUUAGAGAAAAUUGGAAUUUCACAGUAAUAGGUUCAUAUGGCAAUAACGAUGCUGCUCCUGAUUAUAUUUAUGAAUUUUAAGGAAACCUUGAUUCCAAAUUGUAAAGAGAUACUGCAGAAAUAUGGAAAUAAUGGCUUGACGAAAAAGCUCAAUAGACUUUAAGCUAGCAUGGUUACUUUGCAACCAGAGUACCACAUCUUCCUAAUCUUAAAAUUAUUAGCUUGAAUACAUUUGCUUGCACUGAAAAGAACUAUGUUCUUUUGAGAGAUUCUACUGAUCCUGGCAAAUAAUUAUAAUGGCUAAACCAAGAGCUUUCAGAAAGUGAAGAAAAAGGAGAAAAUGUUUACAUUCUCGGCCAUAUUCCAAACAACUUUUGUUCUGAAAAUUGGGGAAAAGUUUAUAAAGCCUUAGCAGAGAGAUAUUAAUCAAUCAUUAAAGCCUAACUUUUUGGUCACACACAUUCUGAUUACUUUACUUUAUAAAGAUCAGCCUUAAACGUGAAUGAAACUAUUGGUGUUCAAUUAAUUACUCCUUCCCUAACUCCAAACUAUAAAAAGAAUCCAUCUUUCAGAGUUUAUCAUGUAGAUGCAGAAACUUAUGAAGUUUUAGAUUUCGAUCAGUAUAGACUUAAUUUAACAAAAUACAAUGAACUAGGUGCUUCAGCUUAGAACUUAGAGUGGGAUUUGCAAUAUUCAUUCAAACAAACCUACAACUUGACUGAUAUGUCAUUACAAAGCUUAGACAAUUUAGCUUAAUACUUAACAUCCAAAAAUGAUGUUUAUGACCUUAUGAAUAUGAACUACUUAACUCUCUACUAAGCUCCUUCAGACUACACCUAAAAUCUCCUUUGUCUUUCUACAUAAGCUCUCACAGAGGAAUUCACUAAAUGUUAAGGAUAAAUUCCCUAUUCCGGAAUAGAACAAAAAGUCUUCCAUAUGAUUGAAAAAAAUUGGAGAAGAAAGAUUGAUUAAAAUAACUGA
This is a messenger RNA of Tetrahymena thermophila SB210, 1866 nucleotides long. RefSeq names its product ser/thr phosphatase family protein. NCBI's taxonomy places the organism in Eukaryota, Ciliophora, Oligohymenophorea, Hymenostomatida, Tetrahymenidae. Gene Ontology annotation, biological process: sphingomyelin catabolic process. The transcript has 4 exons. The record is from RefSeq and is a predicted model, not a curated record. Gene Ontology annotation, molecular function: sphingomyelin phosphodiesterase activity.